Messenger RNA from Schistocerca gregaria, 1641 nucleotides. Its product is annotated as synaptic vesicle membrane protein VAT-1 homolog. Lineage: Eukaryota; Metazoa; Arthropoda; Insecta; Orthoptera; Acrididae. The record is from RefSeq and is a predicted model, not a curated record. The coding region runs from base 142 to 1335 and encodes 397 amino acids. Gene Ontology annotation, molecular function: oxidoreductase activity. The transcript has 8 exons.
UUUCUCAGCGCUACAGCCAACAGGUGGCGCUCGUCUUUCUCUGACGUCGGCUAAUCAAACUCGCGAGCACAGACGCCUCGCAUUUCACGCAAACAGCAUUCGUCUCUCAGUCGCGACUGACCGUUGGCUGCUGUGUUACAGAUGGAUCGUUCUGUGUUCCCAGAAAAUGGCACACCAGACAUCCGUCACUGUCCACUGCAGUUCAACGCGCCAAGGGUGAUGGAGAAAUCAGAAUCGACCCGUUUGGUUCGGUCUGUGACGUUAAGUGGAUGCACAGUACAGGUUGAGGACGCUCCGCUGCCGGUGGAGCUGCCAGAGGAUCACGUGGAGGUGCGCGUCUCCCACUGUGGCCUCAACUUCACCGACAACUACCUGCGCCUGGGCAUCAUCCUCAACCUGGACUUCCACGUUCUCAUGGGCAGCGAGUGUUCCGGGACCGUCACACGGCUCGGAAGACGCGUCGACGACGUCCAGGUGGGACAAAAAGUUCUUUGUUUGCAGAUGCAAGGUGGUCUUUUCCGUCACACCAUCCAAGUUCCAAGAAGAAACUGUUUUCUGCUGCCGGACUACAUUAGUCCCAAAACCGCUGUGGGUCUCGGACUUAACUACUUGAUGGCACACUUGUGUUUGUUCGAAUUUGGACACCUCAAGACUAAACAGGUCAUUUUCAUGCAAUCCAUAGGAGGUGGCGUCGGUACAGCUGUAAUUCAGCUUGCGCGAACAGUUCCUCAAGUCACCAUUUUGGGGACAGCGUCAUUUUCGAAACAUGUAAAUCUGAGAUACCUUGGCGUGAAGCGUGUAUUUCGCCACGAACAAGAUUAUGUAAGCAAAAUUAUGGAAGCGUACCCAGAUGGCGUAGACCUGGUGAUAAACAGCGCCGGUGGAGCAGAUAUUACGAAGUGUUUAAGUCUGCUUAAACCGUGUGGAAGGUUGGUUACCAUUGGUACAAACAGCUCAGCGAAGUACCCGAAAACUACCUUGUGGGGACUACGAUCAACGUGGAAUACGAAACGAAUACCAUCUUCAGACAUAAUCGGCAGGAAUCACGCAAUAUCAGGGCUAAACGUUGGUCACUAUCUCGAAAACAACCAGAAGAAAGUGCGCUCCAUACUCGACCACGUCUUCCAGCUGCGGGCCGAGCGCACUAUUAGACCUCGUAUUCACUCCGUUUUAGAUUUUGAAAGGGUUGGUGAGGCGCUGGCGCAGCUCUGGAGGAGGGAGAACUUGGGGAAGGUGCUGCUCGUCGUUCAGCAGGACUCUCCCGAACUGCGAGUGCGAGGAGGAGACGCGCUUGCAAGCGUCGCUGGGGCGGGCCGGAGCGUCGCCACGCUGUGACCCGAGGGCGGUGGCCGUAUGAGCAGUGCAGCCUGAGGUGCGAACGGAGGCGGCAGCCACGCCAGGUUGUAGAAAGGACGCACACAGCUGAAUCUACGAGGAAUCGCCUUUGAAACCUGCGAAAUCAGUGACACUCACUAAAACUUGCAAUAUCUUAUAUUCAUUCUACACGUUAACAACGUUAAAACAAGUGGAGUGUCUUCGUUGUUGCAACAACUACGCCAAAAGAGGCACUGUAAAAAUGUCGAGCUUUAAAAAUAUACUCUGUCGCUUUUAAAUGCAUGCAAUAAACUUGCUUUACUCAAA